Molecule: messenger RNA, 1618 nt
Organism: Orussus abietinus
Lineage: Eukaryota; Metazoa; Arthropoda; Insecta; Hymenoptera; Orussidae
Exons: 3
Coding region: 119-1222 (367 amino acids)
Source: RefSeq, a predicted model, not a curated record
UGCACUUCGGAUCGCGCCAUUUUGGAAGAAAAUGAGGACGGGCUUGAAAAUGUCACCGGAAGGAAAUAACGACUAGAUUGUUGUAUUUGGAUUCGGAGUAAAAAAGAUAGCCGGCAGAAUGACGAGGAAAAUUAUGAUUUUCGUCCUGACGCUCUUUUUGGUGAAAGGUGAUGCAGAGAGAGAUGAUGAUUUAUGGAUAAUUCCUGGAGAGGGCUUCGACCCAGAAUUGAAUGAUAUUCUGAGGCCUCCGAUGAGGUUAGAAUUAAAAUAUUCGUCCCCUGGGGAAAUAGCUUUCCCGAAAAUCGAGGGAAAGUCACCUCGGCUGGCGGCGAGUGGAUUAUUUAAUAAGGAUUCUAAUUCGAUGUCGACUACGUUGAGAGAAUCGACAACAAUGGCCGCGGAAGUGCCUGAAGAAAUAACGGAAGAAAGCAUGUCUCUUAUGGAAAUGACGGAACCUUCACUCCUCGUUAAUCAAAUCGCAGAUGUGUUUGUGAGUAGCGAAAUGCUAGAGAGAUUUAUGGAAGAAUUAGAAUCCGUGGAAAGGAUGGCGGCGAAUGGUUUGAUUCAGCAAAAUCCGACUUUUACGGAAAUAGAUCCGACAUUGACGACGGAAACCGUUUACAGUUUCCCGGAAGUAACAGAAAAUCUAGGAAAUUCAUUACUGACAGAACUUGUACCCGACAAUGGGGAUUUUUCAACGUCUCCAGAAAGGAGUUCCGAGACUUCAGACACUGGUCAGAUGUCUUCAACUUCAUUUGAGAAAUUAAUCGAGGUGACCGAAUUUCUGGACGCAUCUUCAACAAUGGGAUUUGUAACCGAAGAGCUGAGUGGCACAACAGGACUCGUGAGACCGGAAAUAACAACGGAAUUGCACAUCCUUGAAAAGCCGAUAUACAUGUCAGGAUUGAGGGAAACCACAUUUCCACCUGGGGAAAUGCUCGACGACAUAAUUUCUUCCUCAACGAAGCAGAAUCUCCUCUCGUUCAUCAUAAGAGACAAUUCUGCAGCUUCGACAUCGAUUUCGACAACGACCGAAAGCAUUGUUCAUUUAUCGCCUUCAACUAUUUCAGGGAACGCCCUAGAGGAGCAUUGUCACGUAGAAGCUAAAUUGGACAUCGCCGCCAUUAUCGGAGGGUCUGCCCUGAUCGUCGCCAUUUUCGUCAUCUGCAUCUUAAUCUGCCGCGAGAAGAAGCAAAGAAAUCCAGCUUCAGUAAUUCCUUGAAAAUUUGAAAAACAUUAUCGAGUGACAAAUGAAAUCCGACGAGGGAAGAGAAAAUCAUGAAUUUUCAUGCGUCUAAUCAGAUUAAAUUGGGGAUAUUUCAGUGAAUUCUUUGAAACGCCUUUUUCUCUCUUUCCUCCCUUUCCAUGGACACGCCUAACCGAUUAUCCUGUUAAUGGUUAAACGUAACGUUUAUCGCGCCAUCUGGAGAACCGUGUGAACUGUGCAGGGCGAGUUUCCGAAUAAAUUCAUGUCGCAAUUUAAACGGAGUUCCAUCGAUCGGUGGGGUCGUGUAACCCAGAUGGAACAAAAAGGCCGAUAAACCGUGCCAAGAGAAACUGAUUAGGGAGGCGAGCACGCAUGUUAAUUAUCCCUUUAGCCAUUAAACAUUCGCAUUUU